AAGCAGUCAUAAGAACAAAUAUGCGAAAAUUUAUAAUUAAUGUGACCUUCCUUUUCGCCGUGUUUCGAAUGUGUUUGGCAGGCUCGACAACUGAAAAUGCGCACUCAAAUCAAGAAAUCGAACGAUGUGAACAAAAAGACCGAGAAAUAAUAGAAUUGAGAGCAGAGUUAUAUCAGAAGAAAAUCAAUGAAACUUUUGUAAAUGAAUUGAGAUCUCAAAUAGUUUUGCAAAAUGAAAUCAAAGAAGCUUUGAUACAGGAAUUGCGAUCUCAAAUCGAGUUUCAAAAACAAACUAACAAUAAAUUGCAAUCUCAGAUAGAUUUUCAGCAAGAAACUAUUAGCAAACUACUUUCAAAGUGCAAUUUUAUUGGGAAUUCUAGUGAAGAAGUUGAUGUUUCUCAAAAGUUAGAGCAUUUCGAAGACCAACUGAACCAAUUAAAUGUUAGUCUUAAUGAAAGGGAUUUAGAAAUUCAAAGAAUUAAUCUGAAAAUUACAAAAGAGCCAGAAUAUGAAAAACAAUUACAAGAAAAUCUAGCUAAAUCACUAAUCGAUUUUCCCACAAGCUGCCUUCCUUUUGGAAACAGUUCGGGUGUCCAUCAAAUAAAAGCAACCGGCUUUGAUUUCUUCAAUGUUCUCUGUGAUAGUCAGGCAGCUGGACCUGGAUGGUUAGUUAUUCAACAACGAGUCGGGGGAAAUGAGAGUUUUAAUAAAGAUUGGGAUACAUACCGCAAGGGAUUUGGUUCAUUUGAUAGUGAUUUUUUCCUUGGUCUGGAGAAAAUCCAUCAUCUGACAAGUUCUCAGAAUUUCGAACUCUUUGUGCAUUUUGUUGCUUUAAAUGGCUCAACUUACAACGCUCAAUAUGACAACUUUAAAAUAUCUGAUGAAGAUAACGAAUACCAACUGCAAUUGGGAAAUGGAAAUAUGGAGAAAGGACUAAAAAACAGUAAUGAAUAUCCAUUCUCAACAUUCGAUCGUCAUCCGGAAUAUUUAGACUCUCUGGAUUGCGAAGAAUCACUCAAAAGUGGCUGGUGGCACAAUAAUUGUCUCGAUUGGAAUCUAAAUUCUUUUAAUGGCACAGACGAAAUGUUGCAUUUCUUUGACGUUCCACUUAAAAAAGUCAUGAUGCUUAUACGCCCUAAAGAAGAAAUAUAA
This is a messenger RNA of Drosophila nasuta, 1151 nucleotides long. RefSeq names its product angiopoietin-related protein 3-like. The record is from RefSeq and is a predicted model, not a curated record. The transcript has 3 exons. NCBI's taxonomy places the organism in Eukaryota, Metazoa, Arthropoda, Insecta, Diptera, Drosophilidae. Bases 21 to 1151 code for a protein of 376 amino acids.